GAUGAAUUCUAGUGUUCUUCACGCUAGCGACGAUGACUUCAAAGUUCCGUGAAGACUUUGACGUUGAAAAAUCAGCGCCUCGGGAUCGAUUCACCAAAUUAUUAUUCGACUUGCGUAUGCCAGAAGAGCUCGCUGAAUGGCCACCUCUUCACGUUAACAAGCGUAAAUGUAACAACGCACGCAACCGUACUUUGUGUUGUCUCCUCAUCAUCGUACUACUCUUUUUAAUCGGGAACGUCAUCUUCCUCAACGUUCGCAUCCUAUCCAUAAAUACAGUCACACCUUUCAGCACGUCUCUCUCCGCCAAUGCUCAACAGUGCUUGUCCCAAUACACCCUCAACGCACCUUCCAGCCCUUCCUCAUACCCAUGCUCAACUUGCUUGCCAACCCUCCAGACCGUCCCUUCCAGCUAUCUAUCUUCGAAUCCACAGAAUGCACAACAGAUCCUCAACGCUAUCCAGUUCUGUGGUCUACGCGCCAUAUUCGACACCGCCAACUCACAAGGUCAAGCAUCCCUCGGGUGGGUGAACGACGUCAAAUUUUGUGCUUGGAACGGUGUCACAUGCGAUGGUUCCGGAAGAGUCGCAAAUCUGCAAUUGACAUUCCCUGGGGUACCAGCAACAUUACCCAACGAACUCGGUGCACUCACCGGCCUCGAAUCUUUGCAAGUUAUUGGUGGUGAUAGCAUACCAGCUGGAGCGCUCCCUUCAUCGUUUACCAACCUCACCAUCCUCUCCAAUCUCCACAUUGAAGCUACAGCCAUCACACAACUCCCAGAUAACCUCUUCUCCUCCCUUACAUCAAUCACAACACUCACCCUCAUCCGCAACCCCACAAUGGGCUCCUCCCUCCCAUCCUCCCUCACCCAGCUCCCACUCCAGAACCUGGUGAUCAAUUCUCAAUCCCUCACAAACCCCCUCCCAACCCUCUCAUCCAGCCCCGCCCUCCAAACGUCCCUCAAACUCCUCGACUUAUCAUCCACCUCCCUCACAGGCCCCAUCCCAAACACCAUCUCAUCUAUCUCAUCACUCACACAACUCUUGCUGUCAAACAAUAACCUCCAACCGCCCUUCCCGACAACCUUUCAAUCGUCGUUACAGAUCCUCAACCUCCAGAAUAAUACGGCUCUCACUGGGACAAUUCCAAACUCGCUUUGCAAUAGUACGCUGCUUACAAGCUGUGAAUUGGGGAGUACGGGGUUGAGUGGAGGCUGUGGGUUGUGUCAGCUCUCAUGAUCGGCGCGUCGUUUUCUUGCUUUGUUUUGUUUUGAACCUUGCUUUUACGUCCCACUCAUGAUAUUACUUCCACCGCUCGUUAAAGAUGGAUGGAUGGACAUUUUACUCGCAUACCUACAUUUUUCACUCCUGUAGCUUUACUGCAUAGAAUAAUGAUUCGUAGAUGAUAUUACACCGCGGGCGGAGUCUUCCAGCGACUACUUAGACAGGGGUAUAAAUUUGGCCAGACCCAUGCUUUCUUAAAACGGGAGCUUCCUGCGUCAGCGACGAUACCGAUGCCG
Suillus subaureus is the source of this 1516-nucleotide messenger RNA. RefSeq lists its product as uncharacterized. The record is from RefSeq and is a predicted model, not a curated record. The transcript is spliced from 4 exons. Lineage: Eukaryota; Fungi; Basidiomycota; Agaricomycetes; Boletales; Suillaceae. Bases 33 to 1235 code for a protein of 400 amino acids.